AUGCCUGAAUCAAUUGCCAUCAUUUCCACCGCGUUUCGGUUCCCUGGAGGAUCCAACUCACCGGCAAAGCUUUGGGAACUUUUAAAGGAACCGCGGGACAUUUUGAAGCCGAUUGAUGAGAGCAGGCUGCGCCUCUCCAAAUUCCAUCACAAUAAUGGCGAACACCACGGAAGCACCGAUGUCCAAGGUGCCUCAUACACUCUCGAAGAGGAUUGCCGCCUCUUCGAUGCCUCCUUUUUUGGCAUCAGCCCGCUUGAGGCCGACAUAAUGGAUCCACAGCAGAGGAUAUUGCUGGAAGUCGUCUAUGAAGCCUUUGAAGCAGCAGGCUAUUCAUUAGACCAGAUGCAGGGAUCUCAAACAUCUGUCCACGUCGGCGUUAUGAAUGGAGAUUACUACGAUUUACAGAUGAGAGAUCCCGAGACUCUACCCACACAUACUGCGACUGGCACAGCGCGGAGUAUUCUUUCCAACAGAAUUUCGUAUGCCUUUGAUCUCAGAGGUGCAUCAAUGACGAUAGAUACGGCAUGCUCAAGUUCACUUGUAGCACUACACCAGGCCGUUCAGGGUCUUCGAAACGGCGAAGCCACCAUGGCCGUGGUUGGAGGCGCCAACCUGCUUCUCGACCCCCUAAUGUACAUUGCAGAAUCCAAUCUCCAUAUGCUUUCUCCUGAUUCGCGCUGCAAGAUGUGGGAUAAGUCAGCAAAUGGUUACGCCCGAGGCGAGGGUUUUGCUGCCGUCUUGCUCAAGCCUUUGAAGGACGCUAUCCGCGAUGGAGAUCACAUCGAGGGUGUGAUUCGCGAAACUGCAGUUAACUCUGAUGGACGCACGAAGGGAAUUACAAUGCCCAGUCCAACUGCCCAAGCUGCGAUGAUUAGACAGGCUUAUAAGAAUGCGGGACUGGAUCCUACUGUUGAUCGCUGCCAGUAUUUCGAAUGCCACGGCACAGGAACUCAGGCAGAUGACGCCAAAUUAUAUGUCGGCUCCAUCAAGACCAUCAUUGGGCAUUUGGAAGGAUGUGCUGGAUUGGCGGGCCUCAUUAAAGCGCUACUAGCUAUGAAGCAUCACACGAUCCCACCAAAUCUUCACUUCAAGGAGCUUAGUUCCAAGGUCGAGCCUUUCUAUCACAAUCUGCAAAUCCCAACCAAAGCGAUACCAUGGCCUGAGACAAGCGAUAAAUGCUUGAGAGCCAGUGUCAAUAGCUUUGGCUUUGGUGGAACGAACGCCCACGUCAUCCUGGAAAGCUAUGAGGACGAAAAGCCAGCCGCGAUUGAGAUUCCCGAUGAUAAGUUCAUAGGACCUCUAGUAUUGUCAGCCAGUACGGGUAUAUCGCUGAUAGAGUCCGUCAAGUCUUAUGCGGACCGGAUAAGAUCAGAUCCCUCACUAGAUCUUGAGAAUCUUUCAUGGAUUUUGCAGAAGAAAAGAAGCUCAUUAUCGUCCAAGAUCUUCUUUUCAGGUGCGACACGUCAGCGCUUGAUUGACUUCAUGGACAGAUUUGUGGAGGAUUCAUCUUCUGUGCCGCCGGAGACUGUUGGAAAUCAGUUCCAGCCCAUUGAUCCCAAUGAGACGCCUGGCAUUCUGGGCGUCUUCACUGGUCAAGGAGCUCAGUGGGCCUCCAUGGGUCGGGGGCUCUGGUCACUUACUGAGCAGCUCCUGGCUGACGAAGGCACUUCUCGCAUUUCCGAAGCAGAAAUCUCUCAGCCCAUCUGCACGGCGUUGCAAAUUGCUCUGGUUGAUCUACUAAUAGCUUCUGGGGUCAAGCUUGAUGCCGUGGUUGGUCACAGUUCCGGUGAAAUUGCUGCGACCUAUGCUGCUGGCAUUAUUAACCUUGAGAAUGCGAUGCAGAUUGCAUACUAUCGUGGCUUCCAUUCGCACUUGGCGAAGAAGAGUGUACCAGGCGCCAUGAUGGCCGUUGGUCUCAGUUUUGCGGAUGCUUACAAGUUCUGCCACCAGCCCGAAUACUUUGGACGCCUCAAGGUCGCGGCUAGUAAUUCUCCUCUCAGCGUCACGCUAUCCGGAGAUGCAGAUGCCAUUAUGCAAGCUAAAGCGCACUUUGACGAAAAGGCAUAUCUGAAAUCACUACUAGCCUGCGAUAUCCAAAUCCAGAGCCCUCGAGAGGAUUGCAUCUGGACAAGCAGCGUCCGUGGUGACACUGACCUGCUAGAGGAUGGACUUGAGCCUCUCAAAGGACAAUAUUGGGUGGAUAACCUCCUUGGCAUGGUUCAGUUCUCUCAAGCUGUAGAACAUUCUAUUUGGCAUGGCGGCCCUUUCAACGUUGCCAUCGAAAUUGGUCCCCACCCAGCGCUCAAGGGCCCGGCUGAACAAACUCUCAAGACAUAUUUCGGAACCGUGCCAAAUUAUGCAGGAUUGAUGAGACGUGGUGACGACGAAGUUGAAGCCUUCUCUGGUGCAUUGGGAUAUGUUUGGUCUUAUCUUGGCUCCUCGGCCGUUGACUUUGACGGUUACCGCAAAGCAUUUGAUCGUCAAACAUCCUCACAUCUGUUGAAAGACCUUCCAAGUUACGGUUGGGACCAUCGUAGGGCUUAUUGGAGAGAAUCCCGAGUCUCACGUAACUACCGCUUGCGCAAUGACAAGAGCCAUGAGCUGCUUGGUCGCAGGACGCCCGACGACUCUGACCAAGAGUUACGCUGGAGAAAUAUUGUCCGACUUCACGAGCUGCCAUGGAUUCAAGGCCAUUUGUUCCAAGGCCAGGUGCUGUUUCCUGGAGCAGGAUAUAUCGUCAUGGCUCUACAGGCGGGUGCAGAAAUUGCAGAUCAACGUGCUGUUGAGCUUUACGAAGUCACUGACAUCUCCAUGGAUAGAGCCAUGGUGAUUCCGGAGGGUACGGCUGGCGUUGAAACAUUAUUCACUGCCCGAUUAUUGGAGAAACAGUCAAGUGAGUCUUUGAGCUUCGAAUUCGCUUGCUACUUCUGUAACGAUGAAAACAACGGUCAACCUGUAAAGGCUGCUUAUGGUCGCUUGACAAUUCUCUUUGGCGAGUCCAAUACUCAGCAUCUGCCUCCUCGACUGGUGCCAGCUUCAAACUUGGUCCCCAUUGACAUGGAUCGAUUUUACACGUCUAUGACCGGUGUUGGCCAAGAAUACCUUGGUGUUUUCCGCAGCAUCAAAGAGGGCAGGAGGGCAUUGGGAUUCUCAUCUACAGUUUCGUCGUGGGAGACUGAAAAUCUGAAGGGCAAUAAUUACGUUAUGCAUCCCGGCUUUUUGGACGUUGCACUACAAACCCUUUACGUCUCGUUUGCUUCUCCAGCUAGUGGAGGUUACUGGGCGCCAUAUCUCCCAGUGAAGGUCGGCCGACUUUCAGUAAAUCCUCAUGCCACCUAUUCCAACGGCGUAAUGACUGAGAUGGAGGCUGAUAGCUUUGUUACGACGGGAUCAUCAACACUGCUCAAGGGCGACAUCCACGUUUAUCCAAAGGGUGGUGCACAAACAACAUUGCAAAUCGAAGGCCUCGAGAUGAAAGCCGUCUCUGAGCCACAAGCCUCCAACGAUAAGCACCUGUUUUCUGAAACCGUUUGGCGAGCAGAUUCGUCCUUUACUCUGGUGGAUUUAGACACAGAAAUCGAAAACUUGGACGAUAUACCAUUAAUGGAGGCAUUGGACCGCACAGCUGUAUACUAUUAUCGCAAGUUCCUUGCCGAUAUUGGCUCCACAGAUCGCAAGACGUUUGCAUGUGACCAUCCAGUCAUAAAGCCAGAGUGGCUUGAAGAUUCCGCUGAAGUCAUUGAAGAGCUAAACAAGACACAUGGAGAGAGCGUCCAUCUCAAGCUGAUACGUGCCGUGGGCGACAACCUGCUCAAGCUCGUGGCUGGCAAAGUGCAAAUUCUCGAGGUGAUGAUAGCUGAUGAUAUGCUCAAUCGAUUCUAUGUAGAAGGUUACAAUUUCUCAAUCCUCAACAACAAAAUCGGACAGGCUAUGAAGCAGAUCACGUUCAAGAAUCCCCAGGCGGUUGUCUUGGAGAUUGGUGCCGGCACGGGAGGCACGACAAGAAGUGUUUUCGAUGCCAUUGACAACGCUUACUCUUCAUAUACAUUCACCGAUAUCUCGACCGGAUUCUUUGAGAAUGCUGAAGAGAGAUUCCGUGACCACAGCGGCAAGAUGACGUUCAAGGUCUUGGACAUUGAAAAGGACCCCCAGAGCCAGGGAUUCACGGAGAAUACUUACGAUGUCAUCAUUGCCGCCAAUGUUUUCCACGCGACCCGAACGCUAGGUGAUACGAUGCGCCAUGUCAGGAGUCUCCUGAAACCCGGUGGCUUUCUGCUCAUGCUCGAAGUGACCGGCCCAGAACUUCUGAGAACGCAUUUCAUCAUGGGUGCCUUGUCUGGAUGGUGGCUGGGUGGUGAUGACGGCCGUGUCUUGUCGCCAGCAUUGACAGCCUCCCAGUGGGAUGAGCUGCUUCAAGAGACAGGAUUCUCCGGCGUCGAUACCAUAUUCUAUGACACAGCUGAUGAGGCCCAGCACUCGGUUUCAUUUGUCCUGAGUCGAGCAACGGACUCACAAGUUGAACUGCUGCGUAACCCUCACUCUAGAAUUCACGAUAUCCAAGGCGAGCAGCCCAUCUUGAUCGUUGGUGGCAAGUCAUUGUUCACAACACAAAUUGUCACGGAUGUCCAGAAGUCUUUGUCGCACUGGAAGAAGCGCAUUAUUAAAGCCAAGAGCCUGGACGAUGUACCUGUGUCGACUUUGGUGCCAGGAACAUCUGUUCUCUUCCUCGGAGAUCUUGACAAGCAAGUCUUCUCGGACAUGACACCGGAACGAUUGAUGCGACUGCAGAGUCUCUUCCUCACGUCAAAGAACGUCCUCUGGGUCACUGAAGGCAGAACAGCCAAAAACCCAGAAGCAAAUAUGAUAGUUGGAGUUGGUCGCACUCUGUGGACAGAAAUGGCACAUCUGAAGCUCCAGUUCCUAGACAUCGAUAUUGACGUCAGGUCUCGAGACAUUUCCAAGAUCAUCACUCAGACCUUCUUGAGGCUGGAAGUCUUGUCUCACCCAGAGUACGAUGGCGAGAACAGCCUUUGGCAAAUCGAGCCUGAGCUGAUCUAUGAUGGAGAGAAGAUGCUCAUCUCUCGAAUUUUGCCAAACAAGGCUCUGAAUGAUAGACACAACGCCAGCAGACGACCAAUUAAGCAGACUCUCGAUCUGCAAACCGCAGCCGUCGAUAUUGUCCAAGAAGGAAAGUCAUUUGUGCUUGUUCCAUCCGCUCCAAGUGCAUUCACGGAGGACGACAAGAUUCAAGUCAAGUACUCGCUGUCUCUGUAUAAUGACACUCAAUACCCUGUGCUCCUCAACAUCGGCUCGAACUCGCACACAGGCGAAACAGUUAUUAGCCUCAGCACAUCAUGCUCAUCUACUUUGGACGCGGCUAAUUCCAUCAGCCUUGGUGACGUACCCUGCAACGCCCAGGUGUUGGAAUCGAUCGCCUGCAAUAUUCUCUUGGACCUCACUCGCAGCAAAAUACCAACUAAAGGCACAGUCUUGUUUUACGAGCCUCCAAAGGCCUUAGUUCACCAAUUACAAUCCGAUGCCUAUUUGAAGAACAAGGAAUUCCGCUUUGUGUCCACGGGCCCCAAACAAAGGUCACCCGACUGGAUUCAACUAUUCCCAAGAGCCUCGCAAACUGCCAACAGGCUUUUGCUACCGCUUGACACAUCCUGUGUUAUCAAAUUCCAGAAUGCUUCAAGUUUCAAUCUGGAGAGUGUCUUGCCAUCAAAUACCUCGAUUCUGGGCGUAUCUGAUGUUCUGCACGAAUUUCAGAGUAAAUUGCACAAAAGGCUGCCUACUUUCCUGAGCAAUCUACAUCAGCUCAGCUCUGAUCUCAUCCACACACAAAUGAUGACAGUGUCUAGCCUUCUCGAAUCGUCACCUGAAAGUUUACCAAGUUUCUUUAUCAUUGACUGGAGUGACUCAGGCCUACUCAACGUAGCUCUCAAACCACUGGAUGUGUCCAAGGCAUUCUCCAGCAAUAAGACCUAUCUCCUGGUUGGCAUGACCAAAGAACUUGGCCUUUCUCUAGCCCAGUGGAUGGUCAAGAAUGGCGCGCGUCAUCUUGCGCUCACCAGCCGAACUGGUAGCGUAGAAGACCCCGGAUGGGUUCCGGCAAUGAAGGCACAUGGAGCAAAUGUGCAACUUUUCAGCAUGGACGUCGCGGAUCUGGAGUCAGUUACUGGAGUCGUCGAGACUAUUAAUAAGACCAUGCCGCCUAUCGCAGGAGUGUGCAACGCGGCAAUGGUUCUGUCAGAUGGUUUAUUCGCAGACAUGAGCUUUGAUGUAUUGCAAAACACGCUGAAGCCAAAGGUGGAUGGAAGCCGAAACUUGGACCAAGUAUUCUACGAUACACCUCUCGACUUCUUCGUCUUGUUCUCUUCUAUGGCGAGUAUCAUCGGAAAUCCUGGACAGUCAAACUAUCACGCCGCCAACCUCUACAUGGAAGGACUUUGCGGUCAGCGCCGCAGCCGCGGACUUGCAGCCUCAGCUAUGCAUAUAGGAAUGGUGGCCGAUAUUGGCUAUGUUGCCCGGAGAGGCCAAUCCAUGGAAGACCAUCUGCGCAAGAUGUUCUUCUUGCCUCUUUCGGAAUCCGACGUACAUCAGCUGUUCGCAGAAAGCAUUUUGGCAAGCCAGGACACUGUUUACGGGCUGGAGCCUUUCGUAGACUCGCCUGAAGCACCGAAGCGGCCACCCUGGGAAGGAAACCCUCGCUUUUCUCAUUUCAUGCGCAAGGAAGCAUCUAGCAACGAGGUUUCCAAGGAUCGUGCUCUGGACACUGAUUACAAGCAGCGUCUGCAAAGUGAUGAACCGGAAGAUUCUCUAAUUGACAUGGUUCAGCAGGUAUUCGGACGGAAGCUGGAGGCCAUGAUGCAGCUGUCGGCAAACAGUAUCAAUCUCAAUGUGCCUUUGAUUGACUUGGGUGUUGAUUCCUUGUUGGCCGUCGAGAUCAGAAGCUGGUUCUUGAAGAAGCUUGGCAUGGAUGUCCCAGUCUUGAAGGUGCUUUCAGGUGAUACAACUGCGCAGCUAUGCGAGGAUGCAACUAGAAGAUUCCUGGGCCUCAAGCUGAAACAGAAUUCAGCGUCCAAACCGGAACAGCAUACCGCGUCCAAUUCGAGCGGCCACGAAGAUGAUUCCGCACACUCAUCGGGUGACUCCAUUAGCGUCCCGGACAUUCAUACUCCCAAUGAAGAGUGCUCUCAAAAUUCAUUCAAUUCUGAAGCUGAGAUUAUGUCUCAUGCUCAAUCUCGACUGUACGUCGCGCAGAACUACGUCAAUGACCCAACCACCUACAACGUCACAGUCACCUAUCAAAUCCGAGGAAAUCUCCAAAUCCCAAGAUUCAAGCAGGCACUCAACUCAGUCAUGACUCACCACGAAUCACUGCGAACAUGCUUCUUCAAAGAUGAAAACACUGGUCUUCUCAAACAGGGUGUCUUGCCAUCUCCGUCUUACUACCUCAGAAUCGUGCAGUCUAAACAAGACGAUGCCGUAGACCGAGAGAUUGCCUUGUUCAAAGCAAAGCAUUGGAACCUGGAACAUGGAAGAACGUUUGGAGUUUCUCUGAUCGUUCAAUCACCGGAAGUGAGCACUAUUAUCUUCGGCUAUCACCACUUGGUAAUGGAUGGUGUGAGCUGGCAUCUCUUCCUGCGGGAUCUUAGCACAGCGUACCAGCUUCGUCCAUUGGUGAAGACAUCGAGUAGCUACAUCCAAUUCGCAAAGAAACAGCAAACAGCUAUUGAAAGUGGCGAUUUCGCUGGAGAUUUGCUAUUCUGGAAGCAACUCCAUGACCAACCAGCGGAGCCCCUGCAAUUGCUCCCCAUCACCAGUGUUGUUGCCCGUAAACCGCUCACCCAAUACGCAAGCCACGUUCAAUCCCGAGUCAUCGAUACAGAGCUAGUAUCUCGAAUCAAACAAGCUAGCAAAGCUUUGAGAGUAACUCCAUUUCACUUUCAUCUUAGCAUCGUCCAACUUAUUCUGUCACGAUUCUUGGCUCUAGACGACAUUUGCAUUGGUGUGACUGAUGCCAACCGUUUGGAUGAAGACUUUUCAGAAACUGUUGGCUUCUUUUUGAACCUUCUGCCGUUGCGUUUCCAGGUUGAUCAAAACAACACCUUUGGUCAACUUGCCGCCAACACGUCCCGCAAAGCUCUCGAGGGCCUGGCCCAUUCGGCCGUCCCCUUUGAUGUUAUUCUCGAUCACCUCGACGUUGCCAGAUCACCAGCCUACAGCCCUCUUUUCCAAGUAGCUGUCAACUAUCGAGUUGGAGCUUUGUUGAAGACAUCCAUGGGAGAUUGCGAAAUCGAACUCACCCAAGUCGAGGACGCUAAGAACCCCUAUGAUAUCAGCUUUGGAGUCACGGAGAUAACCUCUGGCACCUGUCUUAUUGAACUCACAUGCCAGAAUGCGCUUUACACUGUGGAGGAUUCUCAGACCUUAAUGGACAUUUACAUCCACUUACUCGAGACACUGUCCUCGAACACAGACCUGAAGGUCAAAGAUUGCCCUUUGUUCGACAGUAAAGCCAUCUCUCAGGCAAUCGAAUUGGGCAAAGGACCAAAUGUCUCUUACAACUGGCCGCCAACACUUUCGGCGAGAUUCAAUGAGGUGCAGAGGGCGUAUCCUGAUGACAUUGCAGUUAAGGAUGGAUUCAGGGAUGCAUCUUACUCUCAGUUAUCGAGCGAAGCGAAUGGCAUUGCACAGCUCAUUCUAGCACAAGGUGGAUCUCCUGGUGCCCAUGUUGCUGUUUUAUGUGAACCAUCUGUAGACUCGGUCGCCUCUAUGCUUGCCAUCCUUCAGGCGGGAUGUGUCUACAUCCCACUAGAUCUGAGCCUUCCAGCCGCCCGCCACAUAUCGAUCCUGAAUGAUUCUGACCCUGCGUUUGUCAUCGUUCAUGAAGCUACCAAGGAAGCCGGUACGCAAUUGAUUGCGGCAUCGCAAACUAAGGCUCAACUGCUCAACGUAUCCGACAUCAAAGCCAAGGAUGAACCGGUUUCAAUUCAAGGACAGGCAGACUCACCUGCAUUUAUCCUGUACACCAGCGGUUCAACGGGCAAACCGAAGGGAGUUGUCCUCUCCCAGGCCAAUUUCGCCAAUCACCUGGCCGUCAAGACUCAAGAGCUUCUCAUUGAGCGCGAAUUAGUCCUUCAGCAGAGCUCUCUAGGCUUCGAUAUGUCCAUCAUCCAAACAUUCGUAGCUCUUGCUAACGGCGGCAAACUGGUCAUCGCGUCACGCGAGAAACGUGGCGAUCCUAUUGCACUUUCUGAGCUGAUGCAAAAGGAGGGCGUCACAUUCACAAUUGCUACACCCACUGAAUAUCUCAUGCUGCUGAGAAAUGGUGAAGAACAUCUCAAAAAGUGCACUUCAUGGCAACAAGCGUGCAUGGGAGGUGAGGUGGUGUCAUCACAGCUACUCCAUCAGUUCAGAUCCUCUCAAGUCUCAGUAAAGCAGCUUACAAACUGCUAUGGACCAACUGAAAUCACUGCUGCGGCAACUUUCCAAGAUUUAUCUCCAGCACUAACAGAUACCUCAUUCCAAGUAAUUGAGGGUUUGAUCGGUAAGGUUUUGCCUAAUUACUCCGUCAAAAUUCUCGAUACCAGCGGCAAUGCGGUACCACUUGGUGUAUGUGGCGAGAUUGCCAUUGGUGGCCAAGGCGUCGCAUCGGGAUAUCUUCAUCUACAUGAAUUAACGGCAGAGAAAUUUGUACUUGACUCACGUAGUACUCAGAAGGAUGCCAGAAUGUACAGGACAGGCGACAAGGGCAGACUACGCCGCGACGGUUCGCUAGAAUUCCUGGGCAGACUCGAUCAAGAUUCGCAAAUCAAGCUUCGCGGUCUUCGAAUCGAACUUGGUGAAAUUGAGCACGUUCUCGUUCAGGCUGGCGAAGGCCUAUUUUCAGAUGUUGUGGUCACAGUUAAAGGUGAUCCUGCCGUUCUGGUCGCCUACGUUGUUCUCAACAAGGACAGGACCGCGGAUCGAGCAACGCUACAAGCCAUCAUUUCGAAAUUGCCUCUUCCGCAAUACAUGAUCCCUGCUGCUAUUCAAGUUCUCGAACGGUUACCAACCAAUGCCAGCGGCAAAACAGACAGGAAAGCAGUAGCGAGCCUCGACUUCGUCCUUGUCGCAGAAGGCAGCCAUUCUAACGAACGUCUAGACUUGUCCGAGGGAGAAUUACUUCUGCUCUGGCAAAAGGUUCUGCCUAAUACAAACGAACCUCAUAUCUUGGACCGUAACUCAGACUUCUUCUUGCACGGUGGAAACUCAUUGCUACUCAUGAAGCUUCAAGGUGCUAUUAAGGACUCCAUGGAUAUCUCAGUCCCCAUCAGCGAAUUGUACCAAGUCAGCACGCUCGGAAAGAUGGCUGCCCAUCUCCGCAACAAACGAGACGAACUGGCUACCGAGUUCGAACCCAUCGACUGGGAGCUGGAAACUGCCAUCCCAGAUCACAUUCUGGCUAUAUCACAGGACUCGCAACUAUCAACCCAAUUGAACGCAGGAGGGCACGAAAUUGUACUCACGGGAUCGACGAGCUUCCUUGGAGCAGCAAUUCUGAAGGCUUUACUUAAGGAGCCCACAGUCAAGAAAGUCCACUGCAUCACCGUCCCCAGUGACCAAAGCAGCAAGCUUCCAGUUCAUCCUAAAGUUGUCCAAUACCAAGGCACCCUUUUGUCACCUACCCUCGGACUCUCAGAGACAGAGCGCUUGAAGCUGCAAACAUCGGCUACUUGCAUCAUCCAUGCCGGCGCAAAUGGGCACUGUUUAAACAACUACUCGUCUUUACGCGUGCCCAACGUGCAAUCCACACACUUCCUAGCCUCACUAGCUCUACCGCGAGCCAUCCCCAUCCACUUCAUCUCAUCAAAUCGAGUGGCUCUCCUCUCAGGAAGCAUGCAGCCGGCUGCCGAGUCCAUGUCUAAAUUUACCCCCCGUACAGACGGCGCAGAGGGUUUCACAGUGGCCAAGUGGGCGAGCGAGCGGUUCCUCGAAACCCUUGCUGAGAAAGCCCAUGUCCCCGUCACGAUCCACAGACAUUGCAUCUUAACGGGUGACGAAGCACCAAACGAAGAUGCUGUGAAUGAUGUCCAUGCUGCCGCCGCUAAUAUCGCAGCCAACAUUCUGUCCGAAGACAGUACAGACAGAGGCGUGCGCUUCAUCCACCACUCCAGCGGCGUAAAAGUCCCCAUUUCGGACUUUAAGAAGCACCUGGAGAAGAUCUACAGCGGAGUCUUUGAAGAGGUGACAAUGGAUGAGUGGAUUGGCAAAGUGCUUGAGGCAGGCAUCGAUCCACUGAUUACCAGCUACUUGCAGGCAAUGGCUGAGAAGGAGGAGGUGAUUCAGUUUCCAUUUUUAGGAGUUUCUUGA
Messenger RNA from Trichoderma breve, 11358 nucleotides. RefSeq names its product AMP-binding enzyme domain-containing protein. Gene Ontology annotation, biological process: fatty acid biosynthetic process; secondary metabolite biosynthetic process. Lineage: Eukaryota; Fungi; Ascomycota; Sordariomycetes; Hypocreales; Hypocreaceae. The record is from RefSeq and is a predicted model, not a curated record. The transcript is spliced from 8 exons. Gene Ontology annotation, molecular function: fatty acid synthase activity; phosphopantetheine binding. The coding region runs from base 1 to 11358 and encodes 3785 amino acids.